Corylus avellana is the source of this 1629-nucleotide messenger RNA. Lineage: Eukaryota; Viridiplantae; Streptophyta; Magnoliopsida; Fagales; Betulaceae. The record is from RefSeq and is a predicted model, not a curated record.
GAAAUGGCUCUACUACCUUGGUUGCAACAAUCAUGGCAAGGGCUGCAAAAAAUACCAUUCAAUCCACUCCUCUCUGUUGUUUUUCUCAUCUCAUUUCUCUAUGUUUUCAAGCGUACUAGAAUUGGCAAUCCCACUUCACCUCCAUCCCCACCAAAGCUACCAAUUAUCGGCAACCUACACCAGCUUGGCACACUCCCACACCGUUCACUUCAAGCCCUUUCUAACAAGUACGGCCCUCUAAUGUUGUUAUCUUUGGGCAAUGCUCCAACCCUUGUGGUGUCAUCUGCAGCCAUGGCUAGAGAAAUGAUGAAGACACAUGAUAUCAUUUUCUCAAACCGGCCCAAAACCACAGCUGCUAAUAUCUUACUCUAUGGAUGCAAGGAUGUAGUCUUCUCACCCUAUGGUGAGUAUUGGAGACAAGCUAGGAAAAUUAGUGUCCUCCAACUUUUGAGCCUAAAAAAUGUGCAAUCGUUCCAGUGUGUAAGGGAAGAAGAAGUUGAAGUAUUGAUCAACAAUAUACGUGACUCGUGUCUCAAAGGGGCUGCUUCUAUUAAUCUAAGUGAUAUGUUCAUGGCAACCUCGAACAACAUAGCCUCUAGAUGUAUACUUGGCCAGAAGCUUGAAGAAGAAAAUGGUAAGAGCAGGUUCGGACAACUAUCCAGAAGAACAAUGGUGCUACUUGCAGCAUUCUGUUUUGGAGAUUUUUUCCCUUUAUUGGGAUGGAUUGAUUUUCUUACGGGAUUAAUUCCUAGUCUGAAAGCCACUUUUAGAGAAUUAGAUACUUUUUGUGAUCAAGUGAUUGAAGAACACAAGACAGAGAAAAGUGAUGAUAAGCAGCAUAAAAGGCAUGAUUUUGUGGAUAUUCUCCUCCGACUUCAAAAGAAUGGCAUGCUCGACUUUAAGCUCACCAAAGACAACCUCAAAGCAAUUCUAGUGGAUAUGUUUGUGGGAGGAACUGAAACAACUUCAACAACUUUGGAAUGGUUAAUGGCGGAGCUCAUAAGAAAUCCAAAUAUUAUGAAGAGAGCACAAGAAGAGGUGAGAAGGGUGGUGAGAAAGAAAUCAAAGAUAGAUGUGAAUGACAUCAACCAAAUGGAUUACUUGAAGUGUAUCAUCAAAGAAACUCUAAGACUACAUCCACCAGGUCCUCUCUCAGUACCUCGAGAAACAUCAGCAAGUGUGAAAAUUGGAGGUUAUGAUAUUCCGCCAAAAACAAGAGUAUUUGUCAAUUUAUGGGCAAUCCAAAGGGACCCUACUGUAUGGGAGAGGCCAGAAAAGUUCCUCCCAGAGAGAUUCAAAGACAAUCCCAUUGAUUUCAAAGGCCAAGACUUCGAAUUCAUCCCAUUUGGAGGUGGGAGAAGGGGAUGUCCGGGAUUAACAUUCGGUGUUGCUUCACUUGAAAUUGUGGUUGCAAACAUCUUAUGUUGGUUUGACUGGAAGUUGCCUAGUGCCGAUGUACAGGGGAAGGACUUGGACAUGAGUGAAGUUAACGGGCUCUCUGUGUCAAAGAAAAUUCCUCUUCAUCUUGUACCAAUACUGCACUCUCCUUGAUCUAAGCAUUAAGAGAUUCAUGGUUGUAAUUUUUCUUAAUUCUCUUGUUUUGUUUUAGAAUUUCCUGUUUUUCCUUAU